AGCCAGCCUUGCCUUGAACUAAGCUUUCUUCUCCAGAAAAGGGGAUGAAAUUCGUACAUCUUCUAGGCCUCCCUACUGGAAGGCCAUAGGGGGGAGCUGCUGAGUUGUUUUCACCAGGGAAAACUCCCGGUUGUCCCUGCUAUGUGCCUGCAUUUUCCUUUUGUGUGUAUGUGUUUUUUCUCUCCGUGGGCGUAGAGCUGCUUCUUGCCCAUCUGAGUCCGAUGAGUCCGCUUUAGUUCUGACUUACUUCUGAUGGAAGAAUCUACAGCUACCCCUGGCACGAGCAGCACAUUUCUGACUGCCUCUUAUGCCAACCUGGAUUCCUCAAAAACGCAAAGCCAAUCCUUGAAAAUAUGAGCCCUGAUACCGCUCACCCAGUCCUGGAUACUUUGUGUUUGUGCUGCCACCGAAAAAACUGGCUUCAGUCCCAGGGGAAAUGCUUCAGCAGCAGCCAACUACAUCCUACGGCCUGAAAUGAGUUUGCACUCUGGAGGACCCCCAACAUGAAUAGAUAUACGACUAUCAAACAGCUGGGAGAUGGGACAUACGGUUCUGUCCUCCUGGGGAGAAGUAUUGAAUCAGGGGAGCUGAUUGCCAUUAAGAGGAUGAAGAGGAAAUUUUAUUCCUGGGAAGAAUGCAUGAAUCUUCGAGAGGUUAAGUCCUUGAAGAAACUCAACCAUGCCAAUGUGGUGAAACUGAAAGAAGUUAUCAGAGAAAAUGAUCAUCUGUACUUCGUAUUCGAAUACAUGAAGGAGAACCUUUAUCAGUUAAUGAAAGAAAGGAACAAAUUGUUUCCGGAAUCCACUGUCAGGAAUAUUAUGUAUCAGAUUCUUCAAGGGCUUGCAUUCAUACAUAAGCACGGUUUUUUUCAUAGAGACUUGAAACCCGAAAAUCUCCUUUGCAUGGGACCGGAACUUGUGAAAAUUGCGGACUUUGGCCUUGCACGGGAAAUUAGGUCCAGGCCUCCCUACACUGACUAUGUAUCCACAAGAUGGUACAGAGCGCCAGAAGUGCUCUUGAGAUCCACUAGCUAUAGUUCUCCCAUUGAUAUCUGGGCUGUUGGUUGCAUCAUGGCAGAGGUUUACACACUCAGGCCGCUUUUCCCAGGGGCCAGCGAAAUUGAUACUAUUUUCAAGAUUUGCCAAAUACUUGGAACGCCAAAAAAGAAUGACUGGCCCGAAGGCUACCAGCUCGCAGGCACCAUGAAUUUCCGCUGGCCGCAGUGCGUCCCAAAUAACCUGAAGACCCUCAUCCCUAACUCAAGCAGUGAAGCAAUUCAGCUCAUGAGAGACAUGCUGCAGUGGGACCCCAAAAAACGUCCGACGGCGAGCCAGGCACUUCGGUAUCCUUACUUCCAGGUUGGCCAAGCACUGGGCGUCUCUCGCUGUAUUCAGGAAGUGGGAAAACAACAGAGAGACCUUCCCGAUAAAGCACAAGUCCACAUCAAACCCAUUCCGCCUGCACAGCCUCCAGCUAAAGCACAAGUCCGCCUUUCGUUCAGACCAUGCCAGCAGAACCAGCCCUCCCAUGCUCUGAUCUACCCAUCCAAAACAGACUCCGCAAUGAGUGACCAUUUAAGGGAAGACAAGCGUAGCCAGGUGGCUUUGCCAUCCAUCCACAGUAAGAUUCCUCCGCAGAAAGCAACCACUGUGACAGAGAAAACAAAUGGUGAACUCAAACCAAAGAACCGGCGUCGAUGGGGACACGUUACUGGAACACUAAAAGGUUCUGACGACUGGGAGGAUUUGGACAGCUGUGAGGUUAACUCUUCCCUUCCCAGAACUGAUUUUAAAAGCAAAGGACAGAAUGUUGAAGCUCUCUGUAGAUUUGAGAGUAUUUUGGAUCUGAAGCCUUCAGCCUGCCUAGGGACUGGAAAUAGUGCACCUUCCUACCUUCGGCAGGACACCCCGACAUUACAAGUUUCUGCAGCCAAGCAACAUUACUUGAAACAUUCUAGGUAUUUACCUGGAAUAAGCACAAGAAAUAAUUUAGUCUCCAGUUCAAGCAAAGAUUCCAUCCCGUCUCAUCCGUGGCCCAGUUCUAAUUUGCCUGGAAAGACAUCAGCCGUGGCAGGAGGGAUCACCAGGCUAAACUCCAGCCACACAGGAUCAAAUGGGCUAGCAGGGGCUUAUAUCCCUUCAUUUCUGAAAAAGGAAGUUGGCUCUGCAGGCCAAAGAGUUCAGUUAGCGCCGAUUAUUGAUCCAUCAACUACAGAUCCAUCUUCUCAAUACAGUUCUCUGAAGUCUGUCAGACCUCAUAUCGGGAUGCCAUCAUUUAAUAUACCUAUGAAAAGCACAUCAGGACUACUGCCGCGUCCACCUCCAGUUCAACCAGUCCAUGGACGAAUUGACUGGUCUUCAAAAUACGGCGCUCACCGUUGAAUCCUUGAGUUGGAUCGUGCAUUUUAUGAACAGUAAUCAGACAAACCCUAGCAACAUUUUAUGAGCUGGGAAGUCUACCAAUCCCUAUUUUCUAGGACCAAGGCAUUUCAAGACUGUUUAAAGGGGUUUAUUUUUAGUUGUAUGUAUCUGAAUGCAAUCUUGUACCAUUUUUUUGUAUUGUUUUUAUUAUAUGAUGGGGCAAUUAUUUUUCAUAGGAUCAAUACACAUUUGUAUAUCAGGCUUAGAAUUGUGGGUUUGUUUUUUGUUGGCAAUUUUAUACGAUGAACUUUGAAACUGACUUUUUAAAAAGAAAACUAUUUUUCCUUUUUGAGGGGGGUAUCACUUUUUUAUACAAGUGACUAUAUGUAGCAGAUUGGGCCAGUAUUUAAUAUAAUUAAGGUGCUGUUAGAAAGAACGGCACUUAGCAAAUACUCUAUCGUGUUAAGUUCUGAACAUGGUCUGUUGGGCAAAGGUUUUGCAUCUGGGGCCUUUUUUUAGCUCUGUAAUUGAAUAGCCACAGCAGUGUUACUGGUCUCUGCUGCAGCAAAACCUAAAAAUGAGUUGGGCAUCUUGCCCUUCAUAUGUCUGAGUAUUAUUUUGGGUCAGUUUGUGCAAUCAACAGGUAAAGCUUUCCCUGAUUUAAGUCACUUCAAGCGGUAGUUUAAAGAUUUCAUAUUUAACACUAAUAGAAACAUACUCUUUGUAUAUAGAAAAUGAGUUUGUCAGAGAAGAAAGGAUUCAGCAUAGCUAUUUUUCUGUGUUCUGGCAGGGUUUUCUUUUUCCUAACACGGAGAAAUGUUCAGGUACAACUGCCUCCAGCCCAAGCUGGUCUAGUCCAGGAUAAGCCUGGCUACUUAAUUCUGUUGAUUGCAUAAACUGGUACAGGGAAAGAGAUGUUGCAGCCGAUACAUGUAAAUGGGCCUUUCUCCUGACCAUGUGCCACUUCAUACUUCAUGCUAGCCUCUUUCCAUAGUGAAAACGAAACUAGCUAUAAAUGGGAAACAUCCUGCUCCAGUGGUGAGAAAUACUUUCUGUAGAGUAGCAAGGCCCUUGGGGAAUAUUUAAAGCAAUAUUUAGUAUGACAAAGCUGGUUCAUAGAGUAAUAUAAAUGAAGUGUUAAGAUAAACACCAGCAGCAAAGUUAAAGAUUUUUAUACAUUCCACUGUCUACGUGUCCUUUAUAUGGCUCGGCUUUUCUGUCCCCAAAUGCAAUGCCGUGGUUUCUAUGUAAGGUUGACAUAAAAUUUAUCCUUUUAAUAAUUAGAGUUUUACCUACAGGAAUGAGUUGACAUGGAAUAUUUUAUAGUAUAAUUAUGUCACAGCCCUUCUAAAACCCAAGGCCAAAUUUUAGUAGAUGUCAGUAAGACAUAUAUUUAAACGUUGGAGCUAAACAAUAGAAAAAGGAAUAAAAAUUGACAGAUUCAAACUUAUCCAUUGUUUUUCUUUAAACGAAAAGAACCAGUGGUUUCAGUUGUGGAGCUAUACAAAGACCGCCCUGUCUGAUUAGGAUUUUGCUAAAAUUUGUUCCGUGAGGGAAAAAAAUAUUGGGGGAAUUAAUCUCUGUAUUUUAGCUCACAGAGAAGGCUCAAGAUGGCCUUUUCUCAGGGAGAAAUGAGCCUAAACCAGCUUUUCAGUCCACAAAACUCCAAAGGCAGGUCUAGAGCGUAGAAUUAUCUUUUUCAAACCCUGGUUUCCUAGCUAUUUCAGUCUGUAGUAGGAAAAAUACUACAUCUUGUGCCACGUGCUGCCCUGCUUUCUCUCUCUGCUACGCAAGGCAGAAACUGCAAAUAGGAAAGCUAAAAUCAUGUGCUAACUUUUGCCCCUUACGGUAGAUUCAGCUGAAGGCUUCCACCUCUUUCACUGGACUUCAGAUCUUCGGCUGAAGCCAGAGGAAUGGUCCAGUCUUCUGACAUCCUGUUGCAAGACCCCUUCCCUCAAUGGCUGUGGCGAACACAGCCAAUGAGAGCAGGCAGACAACAGAACUGAGAAGGUGCAACUGUGUCUGAUUCUCUCACACUUUGACUGGGAAUAUAAAAAACAAUGUCCUCUAGGGUAAGAGGUGGCAAUCACAACAGCUGAGAUCACAACAAAAGUAGUCAGCACAUUUUUUUUAAGAAUGGCAACUGUGCUUUGUUCAAAAGCUCUAACAAUGCAAGAUCAUAACUACCUACCUUAUCCAAAACACAGGGGAAAAAAUAUCCCAAAAGUUGAUGAGCUGUGAACCCAUCACUUGUCUUCAAGUUUGUUACAGCAUUACUGUUGAUAAAUGAACAGUUCCUAACCUUCUCUACCCUCUCCCCACCCACCCCCUCCAGUAACACACAUGAAAUAACACAAUUUUGGCUAUCACUACCCCUGCUGUUUGAUUCUACCAAGUUCAUUGGUUUUUGAGCAAAAGUACAUGGUCUAAAUAUUUCUCAGUUUUUGGACCUGUGGAAACGUGCUCAAUAGCAACUAUUCCCCCCCCCCCCCGGUAUAUUAGCUAUAUUGCUCCAGUAUUUUCUAUAUGCACAACAAAACGGACUAUGCAGUGAUGGCAAUCUACAACGGAGUUUACUCAAAGCACUAUCUGUUCCAUUGCAGUCCUCAAUGGCUGCCUUUUCCCUAUGAGAGUGAUGAAUUAGUAAGGAUGAGCUAUUUUAAAUACUGCGAGGGUGAUGCUUUUUUUUAAAAAAAAAAAUCUCAAAAAACAUUGAUCAGUGUUGUAAUUUGAAUUGUGUGUCUGUAUAGUCUGUUAAAUUGAUUGUUGACUUGGUAUUUUUAUACUCUUGUUUUCGUAUCCUUUCAUUUAUAUACGGUUCAGAAACAGGCUAAACAAUAACAAUGAAAAGUAACUUUUCUACUGUUAGAGCAGGGGUGAGGUAACUACGCCCCCCAGAUAUUGUUGGAUUCCAACUCCCACAAUCCUUGAUCAUUGGCUUGGAGCUGAUGGCAGUUAGAGACCAACAAUAUCUUGAGGACUGCAGGUUUUUACCACUGGUUUAGAGAAAUAAGAAUGGUUUUCCUUCCAGGGAAAAUGAAAAUUGCUAGUAACUCAUGGAGGAUUAUUUAUUUAGUAUUUUUUUUAAAAUGACAGUAGUCUCACCAAUUGUUAAAUGGUUUAAUUGAUCUCUAAUUUUGGUAAUAGCUUUCUUUUAUUAAGGCUGCAAUCCUAAACACAGUUAGGUUGGAACAAGUCCCAUUGAACUCAGGGGAACUUACCUUUGAGUAAAUAUGCUAAGAAUCAUAACUGAUGGUAGCACAGAAGUAUUGACUAUUGUUAGGAAAACUGACUUCGCUGAUUGCUUACUUUUAGGAGAUGUGCCUAGAUUAGUUUACAAUACACAAAUGUCGCUGAAUGUUCAAAGAUUCUGAGUAAAUGUCCUAAUGCCCUCAGUCCUAAUGAAUGCUUACGAUUUGAACAGACAAAAUAUUCUGAAUUCCAUUAAGGCCAUACACACAUGAAAAUAGUUUUACUUCCACUGGCUUAACUCCUACUAAAACCAACGAAACAGCUGCUUAACUUUAAGGGUAGCUCUCCUUGGAUUGUGCAACAACAGUGAUAAAAACCACAGUCUCCCUUAUCUUACACUGAGAUCUUACAUCUUUCUGCAAAACUUGCUACAAGCUAAAUAUUUCUUUGUGCAUUUUUUGUGUUGUCUGUUCAUGUGUUUUGCAAUCGUACCAUUUAUUUUGCAUGCUGAAGAGUAGCUAGCAGCAUGAAGUAUGCACUCACUUCAGUUGGUUGCAAAUAAUCUGCAAUGAAUUGGACAUUCACCCCACCCGUACUAUUGGCUUUCUGAAAUCUUCAAACUACUUAUGGGCACAAUCCUAUGCAUAUUUAAACAAAAAAGAAGUCUUACAUCUCCCAGGACUUUUUUCUGUCUAAACAUGCAUAGGAUUGAAACCAAAGUGGCAAUCAUAAACACACAAAGGAGUCAUAGGAUCACACAAUUACUCCAGGAUGCUUUCCUUCAUUCAGCUUGAGCUACAGUGGCUUAUACAGUUGAUGAAAUUUAUAAAAAUAUCUGUUACUGUUUCCCCCCGCCCCACUACAUAUUCUAUCCAUGUUGAAUAUCUCCACUAUUCUAACUACAAAUUUAACACUGUUUGUGAAUGAUUGCAGCCAAGAAAUGUUUCAUAAAAUCAGAAAAAAACAUAGUCUCCUGUAUCUGAGAAAGUAUGAACAUAUGUUUAUGAAAAAUAACCACAAAGUUAAAUGUGAGUCAAUGGGUAUAAUUGGGAAAAUGAAAGCCUAGCAUGUUUUCUACGUUUGGGUCAUUUGUAAAUUUUUCAACAAAUGCUUCUUUCCUUUUCUGUUGUAAGACACUUCUUCCCAAAAUAAAAUUCUGUUCAAACACUGUUUAA
This is a messenger RNA of Elgaria multicarinata webbii, 6727 nucleotides long. It is a transcript of the gene CILK1, whose product is annotated as ciliogenesis associated kinase 1. Gene Ontology annotation, biological process: intraciliary transport; cilium assembly; intracellular signal transduction. The record is from RefSeq and is a predicted model, not a curated record. The transcript has 15 exons. The coding region runs from base 504 to 2381 and encodes 625 amino acids. Lineage: Eukaryota; Metazoa; Chordata; Lepidosauria; Squamata; Anguidae. Gene Ontology annotation, molecular function: protein serine/threonine kinase activity; ATP binding. Gene Ontology annotation, cellular component: cilium; cytoplasm; nucleus.